Molecule: messenger RNA, 1204 nt
Organism: Glycine soja
Lineage: Eukaryota; Viridiplantae; Streptophyta; Magnoliopsida; Fabales; Fabaceae
Product: zinc transporter 6, chloroplastic-like
Exons: 3
Coding region: 134-1120 (328 amino acids)
Biological process (GO): zinc ion transmembrane transport
Cellular component (GO): plasma membrane
Molecular function (GO): zinc ion transmembrane transporter activity
Source: RefSeq, a predicted model, not a curated record
AUGGGACCUCUUCACUAGAGAAAAGAUACAAAACCCAAACUCAAACUAUAGUGCGCAUUAUUGAUCAUCUCUCUUUAAGAUUCUCUACCGUUCAACGCAACACUCUCAAUUCCAUCUACUCUUCGUUCCCAAUAUGACGGAGUGCAUGACGGACUUGGCUCAAGCUGCCGCAUGCCGAAACGGCACGACGGCGGCACACUUAAAAGUGAUUUCCAUCUUUAUGAUUUUUGUGACCAGCGUGACAGGCGUAUGUGCGCCUGUCACACUGGCACGAUACUUUCAGGGAAAGUCCCUCUACAACAUAGCCAUCUUGUUAAUCAAAUGCUUUGCUGCCGGCGUAAUUCUUGCAACCUCAUUGGUCCACGUGUUGCCAGACGCCUUUGCUGCACUCUCCGAUUGCCAGGUGGCAUCCCAGCAUCCCUGGAAGGACUUUCCCUUUGCUGGCCUGGUGACCCUUAUUGGGGUGCUAAUGGCCCUGCUGGUAGACACUGUUGCUAGCUCGCACAUGGAGCAUGCACACUACACGCCGGUGGAGACGCAGGAGAAGGAGGGUGGCGGCGGCGGCAGCACAUGGAGCAUUGAGCUUGUUGGUGGUGGUGCUGAAGUGCAGAGGGUUGAAGAGUUGAUGAGGUUGAAGCAGAGACUGGUGUCCCAAGUGUUGGAGAUUGGUAUAAUUUUUCACUCUGUUAUCAUAGGAGUGACUAUGGGGAUGUCUCAGAACGUUUGCACCAUUAGGCCACUCGUUGUUGCUUUGUCCUUUCAUCAGAUUUUCGAAGGCUUGGGUCUUGGUGGCUGCAUUGCUCAGGCUGGAUUUAGCUUUGGAACUACAGCGUACAUGUGCUUCAUGUUCUCUGUGACAACACCAAUGGGGAUAAUUCUGGGGAUGGUGUUAUUCUCAAUGACUGGUUAUGAUGAUACUAACCCUAAAGCUUUGAUAAUGGAAGGGUUACUAGGUUCAGUUUCAUCGGGCAUACUAAUUUACAUGGCUCUUGUUGACCUUAUAGCAGUUGAUUUCUUUCAUAACAAGCUUAUGAACUCUAAUUUGUACUUGAAAAAGGUGUCUUUUAUUGCAUUGACUCUUGGCUCUGCUUCAAUGUCAGUUCUAGCACUUUGGGCUUGAACACUGUCUUGUGUUCAAAUAACAUUGAGCAAGGAUAAAUACAAGAUUAGUAAAAAGAAAGUUGCUGGUGGUAAUUAUAGUUUA